Molecule: messenger RNA, 3190 nt
Organism: Danio aesculapii
Lineage: Eukaryota; Metazoa; Chordata; Actinopteri; Cypriniformes; Danionidae
Gene: brd2b
Product: bromodomain containing 2b
Exons: 12
Coding region: 168-2573 (801 amino acids)
Biological process (GO): chromatin remodeling; regulation of DNA-templated transcription
Cellular component (GO): nucleus; chromatin
Source: RefSeq, a predicted model, not a curated record
ACGGCGCAGGGGGAGCUCGAGCAUAAGCUGCCGAAUAACAAUAAAACGGGGCGAAAACGCAGGAUUUCGCACCGCAAAGCGUGCGCGAUACAUCCGGAUGGAGGCGGCCAUCAACCCGUCUUUUGACAGUGUUUUUCUGCAGCUCUGUGGGAGUGGGUCUGUCUGUCAUGGCCGUGAUGGAGCAGAAUUCAGGCAAGCGUAUCCGCAAACCUUCGCUGCUCUACGAGGGCUUCGAGAGUCCAUCUCUGCCUCACGCUCCACCACCCGGACCUCCUCCACCCCUGCAGCCCCCCAUCAGAGACCCCAGCAGACAGGGACGCGCCACCAACCAGCUGCAGUUCCUCCACAAGGUCCUGGUGAAAGCUCUGUGGCGCCAUCAUUUCGCCUGGCCCUUCCAUGAGCCUGUGGACACAACUCGACUCAACUUACCUGACUAUCAUAAGAUCAUUAAGCAGCCGAUGGACAUGGGCACAAUCAAGAAGAGACUGGAAAAUAACUACUACCGCGGCGCCAGCGAAUGCUUGCAGGACUUCAACACCAUGUUCACCAACUGCUACAUCUACAACAAGCCUACAGAUGACAUUGUGUUGAUGGCACAGUCUCUGGAGAAGGUCUUCUUACAGAAGGUCGCCCAAAUGCCUCAGGACGAGAUCGAGUUGCCCCCUCCUACACCGAGAGGAAGAGGAAAUAAAAGCGUCAAAUCACGGAAAAACAGAGGAGGCAGUGUAACAUCGGCUCACCAGGUUCCUGCCGUGUCUCAGUCGGCCUACUCUCCUUCCUCACCCGACACACCAGAUUCACAGUUCUCCACCCCUCCACAGACCCUGCUGAGCAACAGCGGCCCACCUCCAUCUCUGAUCACCCCACCACACACUCAACCCACAGCAAAGAAAAAGGGUGUGAAGCGUAAAGCCGACACCACCACUCCCACUACACUCGGCUUCCCAGUGACUCCGGGUCCUCGAAUGGGAGGCCUGGGCAAAGGCCAUGGUUCGGGUGGAGAGAUGCCACACUCUCUGUCCUCCAUGCCUCUGGACUGCUCUCCCAGCAUGGGCGUGAAUGAGUCUGUUCACCUUCAGCCUGUACUGGGGGGUCGCCCACUAUCUCGACGUCCCAUCAAACCCCCACGCAAGGACCUGCCGGACUCCGUGCGGCCGCAUCAGCCCUCACGGAGAGGAAAACUGAGCAAACAGCUUCGCUACUGCAGCGGCGUCCUGAAAGAGCUGCUGUCUAAAAAACACGUGGCUUACGCAUGGCCCUUCUAUAAGCCUGUAGAUGCAUCAGCCCUGGGUCUUCACGACUACCAUGACAUCAUUAAACACCCCAUGGACCUCAGCACUAUCAAGAGGAAGAUGGAUGAGCGCGAAUACAGAGAAGCUCAGCAGUUCAGCGCUGAUGUCAGACUCAUGUUCUCCAACUGCUACAAAUACAACCCACCAGAUCACGACGUGGUGUCAAUGGCACGAAAACUGCAGGAUGUGUUUGAGUUCCGUUUCGCGAAGAUGCCGGACGAGGUUUCGGAGGAGGAGGAUUUGUCCCCGAUGCCUAUAGGCCGGAACAUGGGCAUGCUGGGAAUGCACCGCUCGUCCUCUUCGUCCUCCUCCUCCUCCUCUUCAUCCUCCUCUUCCUCCUCAUCAGAGAGUGAGCCGAGCAGCGACAGCGAGCCGAGCAGCGACAGCAGCCCCAGCUCUGACAGUGAGGAGGAGAGAGCUCAACGUUUGGCUCAGCUUCAGGACCAGCUCUGUACUCAGCUGCGAGCGGUGCAUGAGCAGCUGGCAGCCCUCUCAUCCGGCCCGAUCGUCAAACCCAAGAGGAAACGAGAGAAAAAAAAGGACAAGAAGAAGAAGAAGAAGCCCGAGAAGCGCAGAGGAAGUCGAAGUUUGAUGAGUGAUGAGCGGGACAAACCUGCCAAACUGUCUAAAAGCAAAUCCAGCAGAGCGUCACUCUCAUCCUCACAGAGCAAAAAGGGCCCCGCCAAGAAAAGCAGCAAAAAGAACACAAAGAAAUCCUCCUCGACGUCUCGUUUUCCAGCAGCCCCAGAGGUCUCGCUGCCUCAUUAUGACUCUGAGGAGGAAGAGGACGGUCUUCCCAUGAGCUACGAUGACAAGCGGCAGCUCAGCCUGGACAUCAACAAGCUGCCCGGAGAGAAACUGGGCCGCGUGGUUCACAUCAUCCAGUCCAGAGAGCCUUCACUGCGUGACACAAACCCCGAAGAGAUCGAGAUCGACUUCGAAACACUCAAACCGUCCACACUGCGUGAGCUGGAACGAUACGUGAUGACCUGCCUGCGCAAGAAGCCCCGCAAACCAUACGUGGUGAAGACUGGAGGAGGAGGGAAGAGCCGCGAGGAGUUGGCUCUGGAGAAGAAGAGAGAGUUGGAGCAGAGACUGCAGGAUGUGAGCGGACAGCUCAACUCCACCAAGAAACCCCAGAAACCCAAAGCAGAAAAGUCCAGCGGUGCGGAGCCUCAUGCGAUGACAUCCCGUCUCAGCGGCAGCAGCUCCAGCUCCGACUCCUCCUCCUCAUCUUCCUCCUCAUCUUCAUCUGACACCAGCGACUCAGACUCCAGGUGAACCCGGACACUAUCCAUCCUGGGAAACAAACGUUCACAGACACACUGUUUUUUCUGUGCUCCACCGUUUACUUCAGUGUAAAAACAUACGUGUGUGUAUAUACUACGUAGGACGAGUUUUUUUCUUUUAUAAAGAAGACUUUUACCAAAAUGCCCAUAAUGGGAAACCGUGGAAUCAUGACUACUUUUCUUAGUUGACGGAGUAGCUUGUUGUUUUGUUUUGCUUCCAUUUUGGACUCUUUGAUUUCCGUCUGAACAUUUAUAGCUUCUCUCUGCACUGCUUUAUUGAUCAGGGCCGCCAUUUAGAUCUGGUUUUGAGCCAGCGUUCAACUUGCAUUUGAUUUCCUGAAUGAAGGGAAUGAGAGUUAAGGAACUGCUUUAGAUUUGCAUUGGCUUUAGAGAGUUCUGUUGCUGCGCUGUGAUGCAUUAGACCACUCUGUAUGUUUAAUAGAUAAAAAGCAAUUCCCAAAGUUGUUUCCAUAAGACUUUUGCAGUGAGUGUGUUAAAGGAGAGUUCAUCUAAAACUUACAGUUUGCUAAUUUACUAAUAACUUCACACCAUCCCAUGGGUUUUGAAUGAGAGUUUUAGCUGAAACUGUGCCUCUUGGUGACAAUUAUU